AUGUCUACCACCACCAUGCGACCGAGAGUUUUUGCAUAUGCCAAAUUUAAUCUCGAUGCUCUUAUCUCUCUGGCUACAAAUCUUCGAGGCCAAUCAUGCACUGUUGAUACAUCAACGAGGCCUAAAGCGGGUAGUACGCACUGGGUUAUCUUCAUCACUUUCGAGGAUGGCAUCGAAUGGGUUUUCAGGUCGCCCCAUGGCGGAUCAAGCGCUAUCAUCACUGAAGAAUCCGCAUCCAAGUUACUCAUUAGCGAAGCCGCGACUCUCAAGUAUCUGAGGACUCUGGGUUCGAUACCGGUACCAGAAGUCUUCUCGUUCAGUGGAAACGCUGACAGCGACAUCGUAGUGCCAUACAUUCUCAUGAGUAAGGCUAGUGGCCGUCCAUUGUCUGAGUAUGACUGGAUUGAGCUGUCACGAAUUGAAGGGUAUCCGACUAGACGCCCACUUCUCCCUCUCACGGACCAAGAUCGGGAGAAGGAGAGCCAGUAUCUCCAGUCCCUGGUUUCAGCAUUCAAGGCUCAUGCAGAGGAACUUCCACUUAGUCCCCACAGUUUCUUCGCUCCAAUCCCUGAUCCUUUCGAAUAUCCGAAUUGGACUAGCUAUCGCCAGGCAGUGGAAAGAUGGCGAGCUUUCUGUUCUAUUGGCGACAAAGUUGAAGGCAACAAGAACCGACUUUCCUUCUGUAUCGCGGCCCAGUUCCUAAACGAAAUGGUUCCCAGCCUGACCUCAACAGAUGAAAAUUAUGUGCUCUGCCAUCCUGACCUUCACCUAGGCAAUAUCUUUGUUGAUGAGGACUUUAACAUCACAUCUAUCAUCGACUGGAGUUCUGUAUCAUCGAGCCCUCUGGCAGAGCUACUUACUACCCCGGGACUAAAUGGCUCAAUUUCACCCCCUCAAAAGUCGCUCAUUACUGCUUUCAGAUCGGGCUUUUGUAGUGGUACUCAAAACCCGGAACCUGAACAAUAG
Molecule: messenger RNA, 966 nt
Organism: Fusarium odoratissimum NRRL 54006
Lineage: Eukaryota; Fungi; Ascomycota; Sordariomycetes; Hypocreales; Nectriaceae
Exons: 3
Coding region: 1-966 (321 amino acids)
Source: RefSeq, a predicted model, not a curated record